Numida meleagris (helmeted guineafowl) is the source of this 3791-nucleotide messenger RNA. RefSeq names its product 3-hydroxyacyl-CoA dehydratase 4 (gene HACD4). The transcript is spliced from 8 exons. Gene Ontology annotation, molecular function: 3-hydroxyacyl-CoA dehydratase activity. Gene Ontology annotation, biological process: fatty acid elongation; sphingolipid biosynthetic process; very long-chain fatty acid biosynthetic process. The record is from RefSeq and is a predicted model, not a curated record. Gene Ontology annotation, cellular component: endoplasmic reticulum membrane. Bases 226 to 966 code for a protein of 246 amino acids. NCBI's taxonomy places the organism in Eukaryota, Metazoa, Chordata, Aves, Galliformes, Numididae.
CCGCACUGUUCCUGCUUAGUGCUACAAAAGAGUGACGUUGUGGGUGGGGGAAGAGGAAAGAGGAGGGGUGAUAUCCCAGCUAACAGCUGCUGCAGCUGUGAAGAGAAAAAAGGAGGAAGAUCAGGAGCAAUUGCAGCAGUCUGACCCCCGCAACAGAUUUAUUCACAUCUGUCAAAGGCAUCUCUUUGGUCUUGGUACCUUUUGUAUGAGUAUUAACACAGUGGGAUGAGACCCCAUUUUGAGGUCAGGACCACUCCUUCACUUGGAGAACAUCAACACAUGAGAGAUCGGUCCUCCAGCUUUAGCAUGAAGACCUACCUCUUUGUGUAUGACCUGAUGCAAUUCUGUGGGCAUUCCUGGAUUUUUACAAAUAUGAUUAUCAGGUUCAUGUCAUUUGGGAAAGAUUCAUUGGCCGACACAUUUUACUCCAUAGGAUUUGUGAUGCGCUUUUGUCAGUUGUUAUCUUUACUGGAGAUCCUACACAUCCUCAUUGGCAUUGAUAAAAGCCGUCUCUUCCCCAGGUUUUUGCAGAUCACUGAGAGAAUAAUUGUGUUGUUUGUCGUGAUCAACAGUCAGGAAGAAGUUCAAGGGAAAUACAUUGUGUGUGUUUUAUUUUUCCUGUGGAAUUUAUUAGAUGUGGUCAGGUACACUUACAGCAUGUUGGCAAGGGUGGGAAUACACUACUUACCACUGACAUGGCUGAACUUCUCACUGUGCAUCCCGCUCUAUCUGCUCUCAGUGCUAGCUAAAGCAUUUGCAAUCUGUGUAUCACUGCCUUAUUUUGAAACCUUUGGCACAUACUCCGUCAAGCUACCAUUUCCAUUCGCCUUCUCAAUCUACUUCCCCUAUGUUCUGAAGACGUACCUGCUAGUGCUGUUUACAGGUAUGUGCUUUAUCAUCCGGAACCUCUUCUCAGAAAGGAAGGCUCACCUAGAAACAGGCAACUUAAAAAAGAAAAGAAGCUAAGCUGAUACUUUGUUUUGAAAUAUGAAAUUUAUUCCCAGUGCACUAGUACAUGCCAAAGGCAAAGAAAAAAAGACAAAGAUUUUCCAUGCAUAACUCCUGUUUGCAUGCACAUUAUCCAGCUGUGCUGAAUCUUCAGAAAAGAAAGAUCUCUAACGCUCCACAAAAAUGGAGCACCUUGGAAUAACUUGUUACUUUUUAAAGUUUUGACUUCAAAUGUCAGUAUUUUUAAAAAUGAUUAUAUUUUUUUCUAAUAUAAGAGAACUCAGAAAAAAAAUAGAAGAGUGCCUUCACCACAGUUACACUAACAACCCUUACUUUGGUGUUAAUUCUUGCCUCAUCAUCAUCAGAUAUUCUGUAACAACAACAACACUAUUUAAUGUAUUAUUAUUUUAUAUUAGGCAAAUACGUACGUGCUUCAUGUAUAUAAUUGGCUAUAAUGGGGAUCUCUCAAGGAGCAGAAGCUGGAAGCUUUGCAGCCUAUGAGAUUACUAUGCUGAUUGCCCCAGGCAUUCACAAAGGACCCCUGACAUCCUGGCCCUGCAUUCACAUCUGCCAGAAAGAUUCCAGCAAAUGCAAUUAAACCAUGAGGGCAAAUGAUCAGGUACUCGGGUACUAUGUAUCUAAGCAAAGCUAAUCAUCAUGUUGCUGGUAGAUGUUGAGAAUCUCUUUCCUUGCCAUGAUUUUUCUCCAUGCUGAACAGCAAACAGAUAAGCAAAAGAAGUGUGUGUUGAGGCCAAAUAAAUGUUUUUCUUUAAAGUGAAGGUACUGACCAUCAAAAAAACCAUGUGCAAAAUUCUACCAGUUUUACUGAAGUUCACCGCCUCUUUUACUUCUAUUGGACUACCUGUGAGAAAGCAACCAGAGCACAGUCUUUCAAAUUUGACAGUCAAAAACAUAUAGCAGCUGAGGGAACCCGGUAAAAAGGAGAAAACAGACUGCACUUGCUGCAGAAAUAAGUGCUUAGGGACGUUUCUUGUGUUUCAUCCAUAUUGCCUAUCACCUGCAUUUUACUUCAUGGACGUCAGGGGAGAAAACUGAGGCUAUUUUUUUUUUUUAAGCUUGAAUGAAAACUGAGAAAAGGAUGGAAGAGUUAAAGGGGAAAUUAACACGAUCACAUUAUGAAAAGGCUGUUAGUAUAACUUUCUAAACCAUGCUCUUAAGAGGGUGUUCAAACUGUUGUAAGUAGCAAACAAGUGAGACUGGCCUUGAUGAGGUCAGCUGUUACGAAAGGUCACCUACUAUAAUUUUUAUUGAAUACAUCUGGCUGGUAAUGCCUGCAGACUGUUGUGACCACUGGGAUAUAUGCAAACCAUAGGCAGCGGGAUCCUACAUGGAAUAGUUCAAGGGGGACCCUGGAUAUUUUGAAAGCACUGCAGACAAGAGUUAGUAAUUUGGAUGUUGUUAGAGACACAGAGGUACUUUCACUUUGGACUUCUGCCUGACCCAAACCACUCCAAGUGCAAACAGUCUGAAUAAAGAAAAGUAUAAGCAGCUGAAGAGGAUGGCAGCUUCAAAGGAGAGAGCUGAAAUAGGAACACUUCACAAUCAGAUGACAUUGUAACAUGCAAAAUGAAACUUGGACAUUUCCCUUCUUGGUGAUUCAAUCUAAUGUGCUUGACCUAAAACCAGAGUUAAUAGUACAAGAAGGAUACAGAGCUGUUGGAGUGGGUCCAGAGGAGGGCCGUGAAGGUGAUCAGAGUGUGGAAGAACCUGUCCUAGGAAUACAGGCUGAGGGAGCUGGGCUUUUUCAGCCUGGAGAAGAGUAGGCUCUGGGGAGAUGUCAUUGUGGCCUUCCAGUACUUCAGGGGAGCUUAUAAGCAAGAGGGAGACCAACUUUCUACAUGGUCUGAUAGGGAUAGGACAAAGGAGAAUGGCUUUAAAGUAAAGGAGGAUAGAUUUAGGUUAGGUGCUAGAAAGAAAUUCUUAGAUACUAGAAUACUCAGAGGGCGGUGAGGCAGUGGCACAGUCUGUCCAGAGAAGCUGUGGAUGCUCCAUCCCUGGAGGUGCUCAAGGCCAGGUUGGAUGGGGCCCUGGGCAGCCUCAGCUGGUGGGGGGCAGCCCUGCCCACAGCAAGGGGUUGGAAAUGGAGAAUCUUCAAGGUCCCCUCCAACUAUUCAGUGAUCCUGUAUGAGGAAACAUGCAUAUCAUGUUGGGUUUAUGUAGCAAGAUUUUGGCACAAGGGAAGGUGCAGGGAUGGAUUCUGUGAGAAGAGGCCCACAGCUGUGACCUUGCCAGAGAGCUGGUACCAGAUGGCUCCAAAACAGCUACCACAGGACACCACUGAACCUAUUAACAAUGUGAGUAGUGCUCCUGUGAAGAUGUUAUUUAAGAAAAUGUAAAAACACUGCACAUUAGCUGUGAGGGGGAGGAGUGAGAACAUGUGUGAGAAGCAGGCCUGCGGGUGCCAAGGAAAGUGCAGCAGGAGGGGCUCCAGCCGCAGAGCAGAACUCCACGUGCAGCCAUGGAGAAGCUCACCGUGCAGCAGUGGAUGUGCACUCACUGAAGAAACCAUGGAAAUGCUGGACCAGCUUUUUCCAGAUGACCUCUAUGCCCUAAUGAAGAUACACGCUGCAACAGCUCUUGAAGUACUACGGCGCAUGAGCAGGGCCUGCAGCAGUGCAGAUGCUGAAGGAGGGGCCCCACACCAGAGCACGGGUACAGUAGCAGGAGGAAGCAGCAGAAGAGACGAACUGUUAUCACAGUCCCUGUUUCCCAUUCUCCCUGACAGGAAUUAAGAAGUGAAGUUGAGCAUGUAGGAGGGAAUGCUUUUGUAUUUCUUUAUCACCACACUAUGUUUAUUUGGCAAUAAACUGAUCUUCCCCUGA